Molecule: messenger RNA, 2430 nt
Organism: Trichomonas vaginalis G3
Lineage: Eukaryota; Parabasalia; Trichomonadida; Trichomonadidae
Exons: 1
Coding region: 1-2430 (809 amino acids)
Source: RefSeq, a predicted model, not a curated record
AUGUCAUUAAUCACGUUUUUCCAGAGCAUAGGAUCUGCAAUUGAUUUUGAUAGAUUCCCUGUAACUGCCAAAAUCAAGAAAUGGGCAGGUGUUCUGAAAAAUUUUAUCACAUUAAUAGCAAACGGCGCAAUUGGAUAUCUAAACUCCCAUGACUUCAGACUUAUCAUGGCACUUAUCAUUUUGGUACUUUCAGCUGUUACUUUCAUACCAAGUUUCAUGUCAGGAUUAAAGCAUAGAUAUUUGCCAUUGAGAUUGAUGAUCUAUAUACCUGCCAUUGCACCAUUGUUAGCUAUAUUUUACCUUGAACUCAAGAUUUAUGUUCAACUUUUAAUUUUCAUAUUUUCACCAUUAUUCUUCUUUGUAAUUAGGUUUUUUGCAUGUAAAUGUUGGCGAAAUGUAUUUGAUGAUAUCAAAUAUGCACCUACAGAAGAAGAUCUCCACAAACAAAAGACGUUAAUUAUCAAUAAUUUCAAUCCGGAUGAAUACCUCAAAACUGUGAGAGAAAGUAUACAAAUUAGGGAGCCAAAAUUAUACUUAGACCUCUUGAAAAUAAUUGCCGCUAUUGGACUAUUUGUCGCCUCAUAUUUCUCUAGAAAAACCAUUUUUGUCGUUAUUCCAUGUGCAUUAUUCGGAGUUAUUCUUUUCAUUCCAGGUGUUUUGGGUCUUUGUGAAUGUUCUCGAAAGUUUAAAUACAAAAUAAAGGCAAUUCUAAAAAGAUUGACAUUUACAGUUUUCACAUUGUUCUUAGAUAUCUUCUAUAUUCCCUUAUUGACUUAUUUCAUUCAAAUUUUAUAUAGUACAAAUGUACAAUGUCCUCCAGGAUAUUAUUGGGGUUCAUUUAGAGCUAUUGAUACAUUACUUAAAACGCAAGGCCAUUGCAUUCCUUGUGCUGAUACAUUAAGGCUAAAAUAUCCAGGAUAUGAAGGAUAUAUGAACACACAUUCAACAAGAAUAGGUAAUGUUGAUGAAAAAAUGCUUAGGGAAGACUUUCAACAAUAUCUAGCAAAUAAUAGUGGAAUUUAUAAAGAUUCUUUUAAUACAAUAAAUUCCACAUUCCAAGAAGGAUAUGCCCCAUCAUAUGAACUGUGCCCGCAUUUAUGUUCUGGUAGUCCAAUUCGUGUUGUUAAGACAGAACCAUCAAUUUACUUUGACUAUGAUAUUUUACCUAUAUAUACAAUAUUUUUGUUCUGGGCUGUUGCAUUUAUUAUGAUCGGAUGUCCUGUUUUGUACUUCGUUUUGAUAUAUAGAGCGAGAAAGGAAUUCAAAACAAUACCAGCAUAUGGAGAUUCCAAAGAAUAUAGAUGGUAUUGCUUAAUGAGAAGAGUCGAUACUGUUGGCGCUAAAUAUUGCAAAGACUUAACAUAUUUUAAUCCUUAUUGGGGAAUUGUUAAAAUUUUAUACAAGUUUUUAGUUUUACUUAUUACAACAUUAGCAAAUCUUGCACACAAAAACAUUAUUGGAUGUCUUCCUGCGAUACAUAUAUUAAUGUUUAUUUUAACAUUUGUUCGAAAACCAUAUUUUUCUUUCCUCAACAAUUUAGUUGAUAUGAUAUUGUAUGCAACUAAUGCUGUUGUUGGAAUUAUUGCAACAAUUAAUGUUUUCAAACCAAUUCCUGCAAAGGUUAACUCAGCAUUUGUUAUUAUUGCAGAUGUCGUAGGUGUAAUUGCAACUGCUGCAGCUAUUGUUGCUAACAUGCUUGAUAAAAAGAAACUCGAGGAUCCAACAAGACUAACAGAUAAUGAUCUAAUUAGAAUCAAAAGAGAAGAAGAGAAAAAAGCUGACGAAGAGAAAGAAAGAAAACAGAGAGAAAAGGAGGAAGCAAAACAAGCCGAAGAGAAAGAUAAAAAAGGUGAAGAUAAGAAGAACAGAAAGAAUUCUAAGAGAAAGCAUCCAAAUUCUAAGAGAAAACACCAUAAUUCUAAAAGAGGAAAAGAUAAUGAUUUAUUGGAUAAUACAUCUGACUCCAGUGAUGUUGAAGAUGAAUCAUAUUCGAAGAAUCAGAAGAAGCACAAAGAUGACAUGAGUGAUUUCAGUGACAGUGAUGAUGAACGCAGUCAUAAAUCAAAGAAGAAAGAAGAAUCAGAAAGUGAAGGAACAAAGUCAAAGAAGAAAGAAGAAUCAGAAAGUGAAGCUUUGAAGUCAAAGAAGAAAGAAGAGAUUAUCGAAGAAGAUAAUGUUGACGAAGAUGAAAUUCUUGAUAUUGAAAAUGUUAAAGAAGAUAGUGAUCAUGAGUCAAAAGAUAAUAAAGAAGAUGAAGGAAAAGAAAAGAAUAAAAAUGACAAUGAAUCCAAAGAUGAGGAAGAAGAAAAUUUAUACUUAAAUAUCCAAAAUUUCAAAGGAAAUAUCAGAUUCUUGUGGAGCACAACCAGUCAGAUAAGCACGUUAUUGGAAAGAAUCUUUUCAUUCUUGACGACAUUGGAAGUACUAUGA